AUGAGCUGUAUAGACCUGAAGCAAGAGGGUGUACAAAAUAUUGAUAAAAACGUAAAUAAAAUUAAAGACGAUAUAAAAACUGAUAUUGAUAAAAAAGAAGGAAACAACGAAAACGGGUCAAGGUUCAACAAAAACAUUGAAAACGCAGGAAAUAAUUGGGACAAUUUGAGAAACGAAUCGAAUAAAGUUUUUAGGAAUACAAAUAAGUUAAAUGACAAUAAUAAUAAAAGAGAUAGCUUAAUAGAUGAUAACAAUAGGAGAAUGGAUAAAGACGGAAAUUCGGGAAAUUAUCGAAAAAAAUAUUUUAACAACGAAAUGAAUAAUGCAAAUAAUAGCACUGAAUUUAACAAAUCUAAUUAUAAUAAAAAUAUGAAUAAUUCAGAAAACCAAAAAUAUAAUUUUAAUAGAAACUUUAAAAAUAAUUACAAUAAAAGUAGAAAUAGUUUUAACAUGAAACAUGGAAAUACAAAUAUAAGUGGAUUAGGAGAUGAAACAAACAAUCCAAACAACUAUGGAAAUAAUGAAAUGAAUCAAAAUAAUACAAAAAUGGGAAGCAUCAGCAAUUAUAAUAAUUUGCCUGAUGGCAAUUACAAUAACAAUAUGAAUAACAAAACGUUUUAUAAAAAUAAUAAAUAUAAUAAAUUUGGUUCUCAAAAUAAUGACUCUUCUAAUAAUUUUAAUAAUAUAAAUUUUAAGGAUAAUAAGCAAAAUAUGAAUUAUAAGAAGCAAUAUAAUAAUAAUCCAAUGAGCAGGAAUACAAGCAUGGAUGAUAACACGAAUUAUAAUAAUAUGGAAAAUGAAAAUAACAGUGGAAUGAAUAAUUCACCUAACUACAAAUCAAAAUAUGACAAUAAUAAUAAUAGUAAUGUAAUUAAAAAUGAUAUGUAUUUUAGAGAAGAAAAUACAAAAUACUAUGGAAAUAAUCUAAAUUCUCCAAAUAACAAUUUAAGCCCAAAUAACAAUAUGCGCAAUAAUAGCACCAAUAGGGAACAUUCACGAAAUCCAUUUUUUAUGAAUAAUAAAAAAAAUAGCAUGGUUAAUGACAAUACGAAUAAAAAUAAUAGAAUGAUGGAUUUUAUGAAUAAUCCAGAUAAUGAAAAUAUGAAUCAACAAAAUAAUAUUUACAUGCAAAAUAAUAAAAAUAACAAUUAUAAUGAUAUAAAUAUAUCAAAUAAUUAUAUGAAAGAUAAUAAUUUAAAAAAAAAUAUUGAUUCAUCUAAUUCGCCUCACAUGAAUAAUAUGAGAGGUAAUAAUAAUGAUGAUGGGGAUUUUAUAAAAAGAGAAUUCACAAAUGAAAGUAAUUAUUGCCAAGACAAUACACAAAAUGAAAAUAAUAAUCAUCAAAAUAGUGCAAUAAAAAAUAAUUCUGGGAAUAUGGAUGCUAGUACAUAUAUUAUGAAUAGAUUCGCUACAUUUAAUAAUAAUUCUACAAACAAUAGUAAUGCUAACAAUGACAAUGAUCAAAAUGUCGUAAAUAAUUCCAGUAACAACAAUUCUAAUGAUAAACGACCUGAUAAUAUGAAUAUGCCAAAUAAUAAAAGUAACAACAAUGAAGAAGAAGAAUUUGAUGAAUGGGGAGAAUUAGGAGAAGAUAAAUAUAUAGACAUUAAUUCUAUUAUUAAACAAAAAAAUGUUAUAUUAAACCAACUAGGUGCAAAUUUAGAUGAUAUGACAAAAAAAGGCAAUGAUAAUAAAAAUAAAAAAAAAAUAAAAUCAAAGAAAGAUAGCAUAUUUGCACCAGAUAAUUUAAACAUACCACCAGCAUCACAACCUAGUGUUGAUAAAAAAAAAAAUAAAAAAAAUAAAAAUAAAACUGGAAAAAAUGAUAAUAAUGCAAAAGAAAAUAAUAAUAUGAUAGAUAAAGAAAAAAAUAAGCAAAAUACUAAUAAUUUAGCUAAUAAAAAAAAAGUAGAAAAAACUGAAGAAAAACCAUUAGAUAAUACUAAUAAUUCUCAAUCAAGUGCUCAAAAAAAUAAUGAAACUGCAGAAGAUCCUAAAGAAGGUGAAAAUACUGAAAAUAAAACCGAAGAGCCAAAGGAAGAAGUUAGCAAGCCUACUAAAGCUAUAUAUGUAUUUAAAAAAAAAGAAAAUAUGCAUCCUCUUGAAUAUAUGAAAAGGCAAAUAAAAAGUUUGCUUAAUAAAUUAACAGUGGAAAAUUUCCCCAUUAUAACUGAAAAAAUGUGCCAAAUUAUGGAUUCACGCAUAAAUACUGAUGAAAUACAAACAGUUGUAAAUGAAGUUAUUGAUAAGGCUGUUUUGGAACAUGAUUGGUCCGAAAUGUAUGCCGAUCUUUGUCAGGCACUAAAAUGGAGAUCCCCUAAUUUUGAGAUGAAAAAAAAAUCAUCCUUUGAAAUAGCUUUGCUUAAAAAGAUUCAAGAAGAAUACGAAAAUUUACCUAGUACCUUUGAAUCAACUAUGAAAGAAAAAUUAAAAAGUGAUGAAAAUGAAGAAGAAUUAAGUUUUGCUGAGCAAAAGCAAAAAAAAAGACUAUUUGGAAUAGUAAAAUUAAUAGGAGAAUUAUUCCAAAGACAAAUUGUAUCAAUAUCUAUUGUUAUAAGUAUUACACAUGAUUUAUUAAUAGCAUAUGAUGAACCUAAGGAAUAUUGUAUAGAAGCCUUUCUUCAACUUAUUUAUUCAACUGGAUUUUUUAUUGAUAAAAUGGAAAAAUAUAAAAAUGUGUUAGAUACAUGGUUUGGUAGAUUAAAAGAAUUACAAAGAAAAAAAAUGUAUUCCAAAAGAAUUAAGUUUGUUAUACAAGAUGUUUUUGAUUUAAGAUUAUCUGAAUGGAGAAAAAAAACACACAAAGAUACAGCAAAAGGUUUAAAUGAAUUACGAUCCCAGUUAGAAACUGAAGAAAUGAUGGGAGGAUCAAUUCAUUUAGCACAAUUAGGUAAUAUUGUGAUCGUAGGUGAAAGGCACAAUAUAAGGAAUAAUGAAUCUUACUCUAAAUAUAUGCAAGAACAAGAAAGAUUAAGCAAGUUAAAUCAAAAAAAAUAA
Plasmodium vinckei vinckei is the source of this 2997-nucleotide messenger RNA. RefSeq names its product eukaryotic translation initation factor 4 gamma, putative. The transcript has 4 exons. The coding region runs from base 1 to 2997 and encodes 998 amino acids. Lineage: Eukaryota; Apicomplexa; Aconoidasida; Haemosporida; Plasmodiidae. Gene Ontology annotation, cellular component: eukaryotic translation initiation factor 4F complex. The record is from RefSeq and is a predicted model, not a curated record. Gene Ontology annotation, molecular function: mRNA binding; protein binding; translation initiation factor activity.